AUCGCCGGGGAGCGAGAUUAUUAGUGGCCCCUCUCUGCCCCUCGGUGGAAUUUUUAGCCUCUCUGUACGUAGCACAGGACCGAGAAGACGCGUUCGAGCGAGGUUAGCGCGGCAGCCAGCGAGCGAAGCAGUCUGUGGCUUCUGAACUGAACGAACGAGCAAGUUGGUGGUGCACCCGCAUUCACCGCGUAGUGGUAGAGAGUUAAAAUUUGAAACGCGCUCUCACGUUGCACGUACAGUGUAGGUUAAGUAGUGUUUUGAAAGACGAUCGUCGGAGAAGUUUGUUAUUCGCUUCAAGGUGCGCUGGAAACUUUGGACAUUUUGAAAAGGACGUGUCAGUAAUUAGUUUCCUCGUAGGCUAUUUCAGAUUCGUUUCUUAAAAGAGAAGUGAUUUGAAAAAGAGAUAGAUCUAGAAAAGUGUGUUGAGUUUAUAACGCGCAGUUGACAUUGGGAAGGGUAAAAUAUUGCUAAUAGUUCAACUUUGAGCCAGGUACUAAAACAAAACAUUCAAGAAGAAAUUUCAAGGUACUUGUGAAAAGUUCUCCUUUCAAGAUGCCAGUUUUUAAUGCCAAAGACAAACAAGCCAAAUUCAUCGAGUGUGAUCAGGAUGGGUCCGGGGAUCUUAACUACAUGGACGUGAAGUACAUGAUGGAGAAGCUGGGCCAGGCCAAGACUCACCUGGAGGUGAUGAAGAUGAUCAGAGAGGUGGACACCACCAACUCAGAGGCCAUCAACUAUACCGAUUUUGUCCGCAUGAUGCUGGGGCCCAAGUCCAGUGUGCUCAAAAU
This is a messenger RNA of Aplysia californica (California sea hare), 788 nucleotides long. Its product is annotated as allograft inflammatory factor 1. Lineage: Eukaryota; Metazoa; Mollusca; Gastropoda; Aplysiida; Aplysiidae. The record is from RefSeq and is a predicted model, not a curated record. Gene Ontology annotation, biological process: ruffle assembly; actin filament bundle assembly. Gene Ontology annotation, cellular component: ruffle membrane; actin filament. Gene Ontology annotation, molecular function: actin filament binding; calcium ion binding.